UGCAGAAUGGAAUGAAUCUGUAAGACUCGCACCGAACCAAGUCUUCCUUGCGCGCGAGCUCCGUCCAUCAUUUCCGCGACACAGCUGCCAGAGCGAAGAGGAGGCAUUUGCUUCGAUGGCGGAGGUGCCCGAGACGCCGUCGUCCACCUCACAGCCCCCGCCACCGCCGCCACCGCCUCCGCCGCCGUCGUCGUCGUCGCCGGAGAAAUCUCCUCAAGGCACCAUUCGGCUACAAACGCAGGUUCCAUUAUCCUCUGCUUUUCCAGUUCCCGGAAAUGGUGAUAUGCAAAUGUUCCCCAUCUUCUAUCCUACCCUAGGUCCCAGCCUAAGUAAUUCGCAAAAUCAAGAGCAGACAAAUAGGGGAGCUGGCAUCUACGCAGUUCCAGUUUCUUCCUACCUUGGGUCCUUUUCUGGACUUCAAUCCAACACCCUUAUCCCUCUUACCUAUAAUAUACCAACUAGAAGAGUUCAUGAGGCGGGGUCAACAGGUGAGGAACAGGGGCAGGUGGGCCACCAGCAACAGAACCCCCAGCAACAUCCUGCACCUCAGAGACAAGUUGUUGUGAGGAGAUUUCAGAUUGCAAUUCAGCUUGAUUUGUUUCUCAUAGUAAAGCUGGCUGCUGUGAUAUUUUUGUUCAACCAAGAUGGAUCAAGACAAAGGCUGGUUGUCCUUGUGUUUUUUGCUUCCCUCAUUUAUCUGUAUCAAACUGGAGCUCUGGCACCAUUGAUUCGAUGGCUUUCUCAAGGCAUGCAGAGAGCAGCUGCACCUCCUCAUCCACCAAGGCCUGCUGUCAGAGCUGAGAAUGACCCACCUGCUGCAGGUCAAGGAAACGAAAAUCGGCCUCUGGCAGCUGACGGACAAGCUGGCGCUGAGAAUGAGAACCGUGCAGUGGAAGAUGAUGGAAAUCUGGCAGCUGAGAACCGGAAUCCAGCAGAACCGGGUGCCGAGAAUGGGGCCAAUAAUUGGUGGGGGAUUGUGAAGGAGAUCCAGAUGAUUGUCUUUGGUUUUAUCUCUUCCUUGCUCCCCGGUUUUCACAACAUUGAUUAGAUUAAGCAGUUUAGCCAAGAAGUGGCUUGAGAGGCUCAAUUUAAUGCUUUUUUGUUUUUUGAAAUAAAUGUACAAAAAUCAUAGCUGGAUAUGUGUUGAUAUAGGGGGAGAGAGAUACAUUACAGGAACAGAAGGAUCUUGGAUAAAUUGGAUUUGAACCAUUCAGUCGUUUCUCCUGUUUUUAUGAAACCUAUAUCAAUCCAAAGGAUUUGCUUACAA
Messenger RNA from Syzygium oleosum, 1267 nucleotides. RefSeq lists its product as uncharacterized. NCBI's taxonomy places the organism in Eukaryota, Viridiplantae, Streptophyta, Magnoliopsida, Myrtales, Myrtaceae. The record is from RefSeq and is a predicted model, not a curated record. The transcript has 5 exons. The coding region runs from base 116 to 1048 and encodes 310 amino acids.